UUAAAGUGUGAUGCUUCGAAAUGUUAAAGGAAACUAAAAAGUUUAUUGGUAAAUCCCUUCAGCCAGCACAACCAGUGCGUCAUCUGCCUUCUAAACAAGGCAUUCCGUUAAACUUAGAGACUGAAUUACCUAGCAACUCUGAAGCACGUUUGCAGAGUAAGGUUGACUGGCUAUCUGAAAUGACUGAAUUGAAGAUUUUAACUCAAACUGUGAUGCCCUGUCAACCAAAGCAACAUGAAUCAGAAGCAAAAAAAGAAAGGAUCAAAUACAGCAGAGAUUUCCUUCUGAAACUUUCAAGUGUUUCUCUCUCUCUGAAGAAGCCAGAGUUUCUUCCUGAUCACCCAGUUGUGCUUGAAAAACCAGAAAAGAGCAACCCUUUUAUGGACGUAUGCAAGAAAUGACAGGUUGUUUGGAAGAUGACAAAUCCAUCAAUGAAGGAGCUACCUUUGAUCUAGAUCUUUAUGAUUUUUGAAGUUGCUUGAGUGCCUACAGAUGGAAGUAGGACCCUACGAGACUUACGGAAAUGCCCGUUUCUUCCAGCAAUUGCCUCAAUGCUUUAAAAGUCAAACUUUUAAUUUGUAAUGCCUGA
Molecule: messenger RNA, 589 nt
Organism: Calidris pugnax (ruff)
Lineage: Eukaryota; Metazoa; Chordata; Aves; Charadriiformes; Scolopacidae
Gene: CUNH8orf88
Product: chromosome unknown open reading frame, human C8orf88
Exons: 5
Coding region: 21-401 (126 amino acids)
Biological process (GO): negative regulation of translational initiation
Cellular component (GO): cytoplasm
Molecular function (GO): eukaryotic initiation factor 4E binding
Source: RefSeq, a predicted model, not a curated record